This is a messenger RNA of Fusarium redolens, 2184 nucleotides long. Its product is annotated as P-loop containing nucleoside triphosphate hydrolase protein. The record is from RefSeq and is a predicted model, not a curated record. The transcript has 5 exons. The coding region runs from base 1 to 2184 and encodes 727 amino acids. Lineage: Eukaryota; Fungi; Ascomycota; Sordariomycetes; Hypocreales; Nectriaceae. Gene Ontology annotation, molecular function: ATP hydrolysis activity; ATP binding.
AUGACGUCGGCAGCCUCUGAAUCUGUAGCGACGAUUCUCUGCAGCUCCAAACAGACGCGCUUUCAAAUCACCAAUCGUCGCGAGCUUGAUAUUGAUGGAGUCAACAUCACCGUGACUUCAGGCGACAAACCUUCUGGCAAGGGAAAAGCAAAGCCAAAAGGCGAGGGUAUUGAGAUUCUCGCUGGUGCCAAGCUUCGACUUAAGGAAGGUCAAAGAUAUGCUCUUGUUGGGCGUAAUGGAACUGGAAAGUCUACACUGCUCAAAGCCAUCGCCGAGAAACUCAUCCCAGGCAUUCCAGAAGAGACUAGGAUUGCUAUUUUACAGCAAACUAGACUGACUGAUGUAAAGUCUAAGGAGAAUGCCGAUACCAAUAAUGGCGACAAAGCUUCUGUGCUGGAACAGGUCAUCGAAAAAGCUACAGCUAAACAUGCCAUCGAACAGGAUAUCAAAGACUUGACAGAAGGAAUAAACGCCUCCGACCCCUUUACUCCAGUCAAAGCAUUAAGGCAUCUGAAGCACAGAAAGCACCAAGAGCGUCUCUUUCGUCUCGAUAAAGAUGCUCGGCUUCGUAGUGGUGCUCGCGGUAUGCAAGCUCGCAAAGCACUCACUGCCUUCGAAAAAGUCGUAGCUGAGUCGAAUGAACUACUGGGACAAUCCAAUGAAGAAAUUUCACCCGAAACACUUCAAGCUGAGACUCAAGAGGCUGUUGAUAUGCUUGCUGAUCUUCAACUUCAAGUCGACCCAACUCACGUAUCAGAGAUUGAGUCCAAAGCUAAAAAGAUCCUGACUGGCCUGGGCUUUUCUGAAACCCUUAUCCAGAAACCCAUUUCGAGUUUGUCUGGUGGUUGGCACAUGCGUGCUUCUCUCGCCACGGCUUUGGUUCAAGAAACUGACAUUCUUAUCCUUGAUGAGCCUACCAACUUUCUCGACCUCCUAGGAAUCAUCUGGCUCCAACGCUAUCUUCAGAACCUAGAAGAAACGGAGAAUCCACCAACCCUCAUCCUCGUUUCGCACGAUCGCGACUUCAUCUCUCUUUGCACAGAUCUGCUCAUCCUCAAGGACAAGCAGCUUACUUACUUCCAUGGCGAUUUUCCCACUUACGAAGCAUCGCAAAGUGAGCGCAAACAAUGGCUCACCACCAUGAAAGAAGCUCAGGAUAAGCAAAAAGCGCAUAUUGAGAAGUCCAUCGCUGCCAAUAUGAAAGCUGGAAAGGCCAAUGACGAUACCAACAAACUUCGUCAGGCUAAAUCUCGCCAGAAGAAGCUUGAUAACCGCUGGGGGUUGCAGGUCAGCGCCAGGGGCGGUCGUUUCAAGCUCAAUCGAGAUCUUGUUGGCUUUCACUUGACAGCGCGUGAGGAUAUUGACAUUCCACCGGAAGACCGCCCCGUCGUGGUGAACCUUCCUGAGCCACCUGACCUGCGCUUCCCUGGCGCUCUGAUUUCUCUUGAGAAGGUUGCGUUCCGGUAUUCAGCCAAGACACCUCUGAUUGUCCAGGAUAUCACUCUUUCUGUUGGCACGGGAGACCGUAUUGGUAUUCUUGGCCUCAAUGGAGCAGGCAAGUCGACGCUCAUCAAACUCCUUGUUGGGGAGACUCGACCUACAUCUGGAACUCUAAAUAUGCAUCCCCGGUUGAAGCUGGCAUACUACUCUCAACACGCCGUUGAGGCACUGCAGUCUCUCGGUCGUGAAGAACCGACCCUCACAGCUCUGACUCUUCUCACUCGUGAAGUCAAAGGCGAACUCACAGAAGGAGAUCUCCGCGGUCUCUUAGGCCAACUUGGUCUUCCAGGUCGAAUUGCCUCUGACGUACCCCUGUGUAAACUCUCGGGUGGACAAGUGGUGCGGUGUGAGCUUGCUCGUCUCUUAUGGCGACGACCUCAUUGUCUUGUUCUUGAUGAAGUCACAACUCAUCUUGAUUAUGAGACCGUUACAGCGCUGAGGGAAGCAUUGAGGGAUUGGGAGGGUGCUGUGAUUUUAGUGAGUCACGAUCGAUGGUUUAUGCGAGGCGUGAUUGAGGGUGCGGUGGAUGAGGAUGAGGAAACAGACGAAGAUGAUGAUGAGGAAGUUGUGCGAAGAAGGAUUGUUUACAGGUUGAAGGGUGGUAAGAUGGAUACGUUGGAGAAUGGUGUGGAUGAGUUUGAACGGCUUAUGGAGAAGAGGGUCAAGAAGUUGCUUCAAGACUAA